AGUCGACCAGCGCAAGUUGCGAUUUUCCACCGAGCAACCCACCACCCUCCGACACCAUGGCGAGCGCCCAGUUGAUCAGCGAGAUGGAGACUAAGUACCCGAACCUGAGCGUGCUGCGGUACCGCGCGCUGGCGCCGCUGCAGAUCAAGCUGCGCGACGAGAAGACGACGCCGACAGAGUUCAAGUUCUACGCCGACCGCCUGAUGCGCAUCCUGGCCGAGGAAGGGCUCGCGGCCUGCGCUAACAAGACGCAGACGGUGGUGACCCCCACGGGCGACUCGUUCACGGGCCUCGUGCCGGCCGAGAAGGUCUGCGCCGUGUCCAUCAUCCGCGCGGGCGACAGCCUGCUGCAGUCCAUCAUCGAGUGCGACCCGACGGUCUCCGUGGGCAAGAUCCUCAUCCAGCGCGACGAGAAGUCGGAGGACAAGCACCCGAUCAUGUACUACUCCAAGCUGCCGCCCAACGUCCAGGCGCUGGACAACGUGCUGCUGGUGGACCCGAUGCUGGCCACGGGAGGCAGCGUCAACAUGGCGAUCAAGACUCUGAUUGACGCGGGCGUGGAGCAGAAGAAGAUUACGUUCCUGAACGUCAUUUCUUGCCCAGAGGGACUCGCGGCGCUUUUCAACGCGUACCCAGAUGUGAAGGUUGUGACUGCCGGUCUGGACAUCGGCUUGAAUGCCAACAAGUACAUUUUACCCGGCCUCGGCGACUACGGUGACCGCUACUACAACACUGUGUAGUGCAUUUGCAGGACCGACUAAUGCUGAGGGGGGAA
Molecule: messenger RNA, 775 nt
Organism: Phytophthora sojae
Lineage: Eukaryota; Oomycota; Peronosporomycetes; Peronosporales; Peronosporaceae
Exons: 3
Coding region: 57-740 (227 amino acids)
Source: RefSeq, a predicted model, not a curated record